Molecule: messenger RNA, 1239 nt
Organism: Gossypium raimondii (Peruvian cotton)
Lineage: Eukaryota; Viridiplantae; Streptophyta; Magnoliopsida; Malvales; Malvaceae
Product: receptor-like protein EIX2
Exons: 1
Coding region: 17-1066 (349 amino acids)
Molecular function (GO): protein binding
Source: RefSeq, a predicted model, not a curated record
UCUGACUCCUCUUCAAAUGCUCAGUUUACGCGGUAAUAAAUUCUCAGGAGAAUUACCUUCAUCUAUACAGAAUUGUACCAAGUUAAAAUUUUUGGACUUGAGUGAUAAUGAAUUGUCAGGAGAAGUACCUAUGUGGAUCGGCCAAAGUCUUUCACGGUUAGUUUUUCUUAGCCUUCAAAGGAACCAAUUCAGGGGAAGGAUUCCCCAUCAACUUUGUGGAUUGAAAUAUUUACAAAUUUUGGACCUCUCUGUAAAUAAAAUCUCUGAUAUCAUACCACCAUGCAUCAAUAAUUUCACUUCCAUGGCAGAAAAAGUGAGUUUAGAUCGAAGGAUUGAGCAUCACCUCUCAGAUGAAGGGAUUUUUGUAUCUUUCAUUCGGUUUAGGUAUGUUGACGAGGCAUUGUUUACAUGGAAGGGAACAAAGCAAUGCUAUCCACAACUUGGACUGCUACUAGCCAUUGAUCUCUCUUGUAACAAAUUAACAGGAGAGAUCCCUGAAGAAUUAAAUUGUCUUCAAGAACUGGUUGCAUUGAACUUGUCAAGAAACUUUUUGACCGGAAAAAUUCCUCAAAAGAUUGGGCAUCUAAGACAACUAGAGGUGCUUGACCUGUCAGGAAACAAGUUUUCAGGAAAUAUCCCAACGAGCUUGUCUGAAUUAACAUUUCUAAGUACCUUGGACUUGUCUUAUAAUGACUUGUCUGGAAAAAUUCCAACCAGCACUCAACUACAGAGCUUUGAUCCUUCAUCAUUUUCCCAUAAUAGAGGACUUUGUGGUUCUCCUGUUUCACCGAAUUGCUCAAUCGUGGAACCACCUCCUAGCAAACCUGCAGUAGGAGGUGAAGAAGAUUCUGAUGUGGUCAUGAAAUGGUUUUACACUGGCAUGGGACUUGGAUUUGCUGUGGGUUUCUGGGGGUUUUGCAGUGUUGUGUUCUUCAAGCGUUCAUGGAGGCAUUCAUAUUAUCGUUACCUGGAUAAUGCAAAGGAUUGGGUUUACGUUUCAUUUGUUCUGCUGAAAGCAAGGUUAGUGAGGAGAACCAAAGCUCUUUCAACAAGUUGCACAAGGUAAUAGAUUUACUUUCUUCACUUCUUAACAAAGUUCUAUAUGAUUGCCUUUCAGGUCUGAUUAGAACAGCAACUGAAGGUGAUAUUUCCUGCACCUGAGAAAAUCUUAAUAAAAAAGUUUAUAAAGUAAUACAUGUUUGUCUUUUUGAUGAUUUCUAAUUUCUAUAUAUUUAGAAA